AUGGCUGAGCAAAUUCUUGCGUAUUUCAAUGGCAAAUAUUUCGAAGAGAAGAAGAAACAUCGAGGUAUCCUGAACAGUGAGGGCCAGGUGGUGCAAGUGUGCAGCGAAGAGUAUCUCGUCACUCUUGGCCUUGAGGUCCUCCGCGCUAAGGCGUUUCCACUUGUGAAGCUCGUCCGUCCCCUCGAUGUGGAUGAGCAAAUCCGGCGUCUCAAGUUUUCGAGCAAAGAGGUUCUGAGACUUCUCCGCGCCCCCGACUUGUUUCCCUCCACGGGAAGUAGGGCUAGAUUCGCUGCAAUCCUAGCUCUGGAUGCCAAUCUGCAAUUCGUGCAGGCAGUGAAGGAGCUCUUGGUGCGGGAUAUAGCUAGAGACGUCAACUCUUAUUACCUUGCCUGCGCCCGGCCCAUGUAUCAGCAUGGCAGCAAGGGGUGGGAGAACUUCUUACUCAAUAUGGCACCUGGUACACCAAUCGGGUUCUCUCGUACGGAGACUAUACCAAAGUCUUCUUACCAAGUCAUUCCGAUUGGUGGAAUAAGAAUCCUCGGGGAUGCCCAACGUGAGGAAGAAGCGCUUGAAAAGUGGAUCUCAGAAACUCCUCUCCCUAUGAGCACGGCUCCGGCGGCGACAACGAAACUGCUUGACUUUGACAAUCCAGAUGAGCAAGAGCCAAAUCCGAGCUUAAUGCUCAGCCAACAAAGUUACAAUAUGACUUUUCGGCCGAAUCCAUACAGAGAGGACCCGACUCUCCGGUACGAUGUCUCAAGUCACGGCCCCGAGCGAUUGGAAGAUUAUGUCCCCACCAUCGGUCGUUUGGAAGCCAAUGUUAUGGGAGCCUUGCCAGCGCCUCAGAACCCUCCGAGGGUCUUUCCCGUGAUAUCCAUUCGAUCCUGGCAUCCACCCACCAAGUUCGAAGCACUGCGACUUCGGCGUCUCCACACAAUUAAUUGA
Fonsecaea pedrosoi CBS 271.37 is the source of this 945-nucleotide messenger RNA. RefSeq lists its product as uncharacterized. The coding region runs from base 1 to 945 and encodes 314 amino acids. The transcript is spliced from 2 exons. The record is from RefSeq and is a predicted model, not a curated record. NCBI's taxonomy places the organism in Eukaryota, Fungi, Ascomycota, Eurotiomycetes, Chaetothyriales, Herpotrichiellaceae.